CUCAUCGGUUCUUCCCCUUCGGCCGGCGGCGGGCGGUGAGGGCCGAAGCUGCGCUGGGUGACGAGAGCGAGCAGCUGGCGGGCGGCGACGAAUGGCUCGACUGCGCUGGCGUGCACGGGAGGCGGCAGAGAGCAGCGGGCCAGCUGCAAGCCGACAGUGACGCCGGCAAGCAAGCAGUGCACAGCCAUGGUUGCGCCGUCUCGGCUCCCAUCCCAUGAGGAGCAAUCCGCCGCCGCCGCAGCCGACGGCUCGGCCACACCGUCCCAAGGAAUCCCCGUCGUCGAUCUCGGCGUCCUCAUCAACGGCGCGGCCGACGAGCGGUCGCGGGCGAUCCGCGACCUAGGCAGGGCAUGCGAGGAUUGGGGCUUCUUCAUGGUGACUAACCAUGGGGUGCCCGAGGCUCUCCGAGAAGCAAUCAUGGACGCCUGCAAGGAGCUGUUCAGAUUACCUUUGGAGGAGAAGAAAGAGUACAUGCGUGCCAAGCCGAUGGAUCCUAUACGGAUCGGUACAGGUUUCUACUCUGUCGUCGACGCCGUACCAUGCAGGAGGGACUACCUGAAGAUGUUCUCUCAUCCUGAAUUCCACUGCCCCGAAAAGCCCGCAAAGCUGAGGGAGAUUGCAACGGAGUACGCGACCUGCACGAGAGCCCUGUUGCUGGAGCUCACCAAGGCGAUCUCCGAGAGCCUGGGCCUCGCCGGCGGCCGCCUCUCUGAAGCGCUCAACCUCGAGUCCUGCUUCCAGAUCUUGGUGGGGAACCAUUACCCUGCGUGCUCUAGACCGGACGAGCAGGCGAUGGGAUUAUCGGCUCACUCCGACCAUGGCCUCCUCACCCUGCUCUUCCAGAACGGCGUCGAUGGCCUCCAGGUCAAGCACGAUGGCGAAUGGCUCCUCGCGAAGCCCCUCCCGGGCUCCUUCUUCGUCAUCGCCGGCGAUCAGUUGGAGAUUGUGACCAACGGAAGGUACAAGGGCGUGCUCCACCGCGCGGUGGUCGGCGGCGAGCAGUCGAGGAUGUCGUUCGUGAGCCUGAUCGGGCCGUGCAUGGACACCGUCGUCGAGCCGCUGCCGGAGAUGGCGGCGGACGGCCGGGGCCUGGAGUUCCGGGGGAUCAGGUACAGGGACUACAUGGAGAUGCAGCAGAGCAACAGCAUCAACGAGAAGACGGCGCUUGACAUCGUUCGCGUGAUGCAUCAGGCCGGGUGACAUGUUGACAUGCCAAGGAGGCAGUGCCAUGUUAGGAAUUGGGCCGGCUGCACUACGACCCAACACAGUGAGUAGCCCAAUCCUUGGCCCAAGCAAGAUUCUAGUGAAGAAGGUUGCUAACAUGCCAGUACGUGAACAGUUCAGCAGAAGCUGAUCCUGCAGGGCCUGUGUAGUUUGCAGGCGCUGAUUCGUUGUAAAGCUCGAACUGUGAUAUGUGGAAUGUUCAUCAUCAUCAUAUGGAAAAUAAAUGCCAAGUCCGAGUUUAAUUCCAAA
Messenger RNA from Oryza sativa Japonica Group (Japanese rice), 1473 nucleotides. RefSeq names its product 2-oxoglutarate-dependent dioxygenase 19-like. NCBI's taxonomy places the organism in Eukaryota, Viridiplantae, Streptophyta, Magnoliopsida, Poales, Poaceae. The record is from RefSeq and is a predicted model, not a curated record.